AUGAGUGGUCUUCUUAGAGAACUGCAUCGAUUCGAUAAAAAUGUGCUUAGAAAGGUGUCAAAGCCUGCGAAUGAUGUCCUCCACAAGUUUGAUAAAAACGUUCUCCGACCUGCAGCGGAGCCUGUGAAGGAAGUCCUACACGAGUUCGAUAGAAAUGUGCUUAGAAAGGUAGUGACGGCCGCAGGGCUUAGAAGAAUUCGCAAAACUUACCAAGAAUUUAAGCAAGAAGUUGUUCAUUCUAAAGUUACCUUCACCACUGAUUCGUACCGAGUGGAAAAGAUUGUUCCCUGCCCCGAUGGACAGCAUGAUAUAGUGAAUGCAGAACAGCCCGUUGAGAUGUACUUUGAAGACGGCGUGAAAAUUAUACAAGAUCGAUACUGCAGAAAAUGUGGCCAGCAUUUCUUCAGUAAAGGCGAGCGAAAGGAUGAACUUUAAAAUGAAAGUUAACAUUUUGCAGCGACACUGAUCCAUCAGAGAUUUUUUGUAUUUAGCUAUAAGACUCUCUAAGUUUGAUCAGCUGGGUCGUGAAUUUCAGCGCCUGACAUCACUCUUUUGUUGUUUUGUAGCUUUUAUAUAAGAAGUACUCCUGUGUUAUGUUGACCAGCUAGUCUUCAGCAACGAGUCAGUGACGAGUCUCAUUGGCGUUAGUCACAAAUCAUGCAUGCUAAUUUUAAUAGGCCUGAUUACACGAGCAAAACAUUUCUGGAACAGCUCGGCCGGUAACUAAAGACAAAUGUUUCGUUCCAUAAAAAUUCGGUUUUGGAAUUGGCACUUGCUCCUAACCGGUGCCAUUUCGUCUCUUUUGACGUGUAAAAGGGCCUUUUUUAACCGCGCGAGACGAUUUCAAGCCGUGAGUAUUAAGGAGUUGCAUCUAAUCUUAUCACCCUGAUGCGAGGGAGCUUUGAAAAUAAAGGAUGAAGUGUUGCAAAUGGAUGAAAAGUAUAGUGUCAUCCUAAAUUCCUUUUAGUUAACAUAAAUUCUAAUGGUUUAUAUCUUAUUUUAUGGUACAAAUUAAUAUAUAAUGUGUCAAUGCUUCCAUCCGUAUACCUAUGUACAGAGUUUCUUUUGAGAGAAAAAGCACGUUCACCCCAAGAGUUCAACGCGAGUAGUUCGAUGCAGCCGGAACCUCGAUAUAACGAACCUCUAAAUAACAAAGUUCUCGAUAUAACGAACGACUUUCUCUACCCCAGUAAUAGUAAAAUAUAUGUAAAAGAACCUCGAUAAAACGAAACCUCGUUAUAGCGAACAAAUUGUGCCAGUCCCUUGGCCCUUCGUUAUAACGAGCUUCCACUGAUAUCAGUUGUGCGAGCAAGCUAUUGUUGCGUAACUAUGUUAGAGAAGGCUGUUCUACUUUUUGCAACGACUAAAUUGUCCGGCUGAAGCGAAAGAAAAACUGUUGCACAAAAUCAAUCCGGUUUCAUACCACAUCAUGCAUACUAGGGUCGCACGUUUUGUUCUGGAGUAACGCCGCGCUAUUCUGAGAAAACAAAACCACUUGUAAAAAAAAGCAGAAGAACCAGACCAUACGAAAAAUGUAGAGGAGUUGAGUUUGAACAAAUUUAUCUCAUUGAAAGGAUUAGAACAAUGCACAAUGAAGCUACCGAGUUCUGCUGAGCAGUUCACCUCAGUAUAGCCAUUUCUGCGUUUUCUUUUGUGUUUAUCGGGACAUAGCUAAUUUAUUUAUUUGUAUCCUGGUUUUUAACCUAUAAUCAGGCAUUUUUUAAGCGUUUAUAUGGAGAUAUUGGGAGGGCAUGGUCUAAUUAUCUGUUUGUCCACUCAAACGUCAAUUAAAAAAAGAAAUGCGUUUGGCAUUCUCAAUUGCUUUGGUUUUCACAUGACCUCAUCAAAAUUCAAACGACAUGGACAACUGAAUGGAUCACUAAAUUGUUGUGAAACCUUGCUUUCGUAACAUCUGAAACGCCGGAUUACUGUCCCGCAAUGGCCUUUGAAAGAAGCGGUUGUAGAGCUGGUUGCAAAGCUGUGACCUGUUUCAGUUGGUCGAGGGUCAUAAACACCAUUCCUGUCGCCAUUCGACAUUUUGAGCACACUGUCACAGAACUCUUGAUCAGUAAUUGCUUGGAUAUUUCAACUGCUCCUUGAGCUCUGCUUGACGAAACUGUUAUGCCUAGAAACUUACUCCGAUCUGAAGUGAUCCAUCUAACAGAACUGUGCACUGAUAUCGUGACCACGCUGAAACCUUCCUCGCGGAAAUCAUGUUCGUGAUUAGGACAGGCGUUUGUCUUGAUCAGCAUGAAUGAAAACAAAGCCAAAGUUAACAUUAUGAUUGGUGAUCGCAGCAUUUCUCGAUCUGUGUGAUAGCUCUCUUUCAAUUUCCAAGUCACGAUAGGUUAGUUGCCAUCGGUGGAAAUAAGUAUGCAAGCUUUCGAUUUGGCUGGGCUCCUGCUUCCGGGCUUAUAAGCUAUCCGUGACGUCAUAGCAAAGACAUCGUACAUCACCGAAAAUAUCUAUGAUGUCUUAGUAUAAAAACACUCAGUGCGGGGCUUUCAACAAAAAGCCUCAUCUGCUUGGUUGAAAUCCAUUCACUCGGCAGUCCAUUGAAAAGGGUUUUAAACUAAACAGAUCUUAUAUUAUCCCACUUCCUAUGCCAAAGAUUCAUUGACAUACUUGAAGUACUUCCAGGUCAGUUUGCAAACCAAGUUUAUAUCAUGUCAGCGAAUACAUUGCCUAGAGGCGCUCCACUAAAUAAUGUUAAUGAUGUUAGCUCCUUCAGACAAGGCCAAAUUUGAAUCACGGAAUUUUUUAAUCAUAUAAUCAGGAGCCAUAAUCAGGCUUCUGAUCAGUCGUAGAGAAGAAAAAGGGCAUCAUGGUAUCGUUGUCUUGAGUUCUCUAAUCGCCUAAAAGAAUCCUCGGUUCGGUCUGUUUCUUUAUUCAGCUCUCACUCUCUGGUGAAUGCACAGUAUAUGCACCGCAAAAACAAAAAAAGCAAAACAAAAGAUAAAACAGUCGCUCGUGGAACUGCCAGUGCGUGGUUUUCUUUGAAAACCAAGAAGCAUAAAAUCAACGCGUGACAGGUCAUGAACUGGGAAUUUUCCCUUUAAUGCUCGUCAUUUAAUGUUAUUAAAAGCGUCCUGUUACCUUCCGAAUUUUCAUAGAACAUAAAAGGCUUUUAGUUGAAAAGUCCAAAAGUGUGUUGCAAGCGCCAGUCACAAUGAGGGCCACGACUUUUGCUGCCUUAGCUCUUGUCAGUCUUGUAUUCUUCACAAUUCUUCUAACUUCACCAGACAAGACUUCCGGAUUGCGGCUACGCAGAGUCCUUCGUCGGUUUGAGAAAAAUGUUCUCAGGAAGGUAGCGAAACCGGUGAAAAAAGUAUUCAAGGAAGUGGUGGAGAAACCGGUGAAAAAAUUGCUGAAAGCCGUAGGCCUCAAGAGAGUUCGCAAGACCUACAAAGAAUUUAAACAAGAAGUUGUUCAUUCUAAAGUUACUUUCACCGCCGAUUCGUACCGAGUGGAAAAGAUUGUUCCCUGCCCCGAUGGACAACAUGACAUAAUGGACGCAGAACAGCCCGUUGAGAUUUACUUUGAAGACGGCGUGAAAAUUAUACAAGACAGAUACUGCAGAAAAUGUGGCCAGCAUUUCUUUAGUGAAGGCGAGCGAAAGGAUGAACUGUGA
This is a messenger RNA of Porites evermanni, 3631 nucleotides long. The record is from the annotation of a GenBank genome assembly. NCBI's taxonomy places the organism in Eukaryota, Metazoa, Cnidaria, Anthozoa, Scleractinia, Poritidae.